Molecule: messenger RNA, 1299 nt
Organism: Amphibalanus amphitrite
Lineage: Eukaryota; Metazoa; Arthropoda; Thecostraca; Balanomorpha; Balanidae
Exons: 7
Coding region: 27-1142 (371 amino acids)
Molecular function (GO): acyltransferase activity
Source: RefSeq, a predicted model, not a curated record
CCGUGUUCGUCCUGUCAUUCCGCAUCAUGGGCGUGUGCCUGUGCGUGCUCAUCGGCUGGAUGUUCGCCUGCAUCGGCCUCUACGGAAUGACCGAGGAGGAGCGCAACCAGCCGCUCAGAGGCUGGCGCAGGCGGCUGCGCGUGGUGCUGUUGCUCUGCACCCGCACCGUGUUUUUCUCGGCCGGCUUCCCGUGGGUGACGGUGCGCGGCCGGCGCGCCUCGGCGCGCGACGCGCCCAUCAUCGCCGUGGCGCCGCACUCGAGCUACUUUGACGUGCUGCCCGUGAUCGUCAUGGCGGCGCCCAGUGUGGUGGCCAAGAUCGAGACGUCGCGCGCCGCCAUGUUUGGCAAGCUGAUCGACUACACCCAGCCGGUGUACGUGUCGCGAGAAGACCCCAACUCGCGCCAGAACACCAUCCGCGAGAUCCAGCGGCGCGCUCACAGCAACGGCCAGUGGCCGCAGGCGGCGCUGAUGACCGUGUUCGUCCUGUCGUUCCGCAUCAUGGGCGUGUGCCUGUGCGUGCUCAUCGGCUGGAUGUUCGCCUGCAUCGGCCUCUACGGAAUGACCGAGGAGGAGCGCAACCAGCCGCUCAGAGGCUGGCGCAGGCGGCUGCGCGUGGUGCUGUUGCUCUGCACCCGCACCGUGUUUUUCUCGGCCGGCUUCCCGUGGGUGACGGUGCGCGGCCGGCGCGCCUCGGCGCGCGACGCGCCCAUCAUCGCCGUGGCGCCGCACUCGAGCUACUUUGACGUGCUGCCCGUGAUCGUCAUGGCGGCGCCCAGUGUGGUGGCCAAGAUCGAGACGUCGCGCGCCGCCAUGUUUGGCAAGCUGAUCGACUACACCCAGCCGGUGUACGUGUCGCGAGAAGACCCCAACUCGCGCCAGAACACCAUCCGCGAGAUCCAGCGGCGCGCCCACAGCAACGGCCAGUGGCCGCAGGUAUACUCGUAUGUUCGGGAGCCGUGGUCGGCAGCGGGUGCGCACUGCCGAGCUGACCGGACCGGUCCUGGCGUCCGAUCGCCAGCCGGCGAGGGAGGGCCGACCACGGCGCUGCAGUCCGCUGCAGGAGCCAAUCGCCUCCUGCCGCCGCCGUUGUCAACGGCGCUGAAGAAGUCAAUAGACGAAACCGGUACGCCCUUAAUGUAACUGUUUUAAUAGUUUGAUUCGUAGAGCCUGGAGGUUAAUGUACUCUCGAUACAAGAAGCGUGUUGUUUACUGCGUCUUGACGAGAGGAACACGAUGCCACUAAAAGUAGGCUAUUGCAAGUUUUGAGUCAAAAAGUUAUUUAAAGGGACUAUCCCAC